This is a messenger RNA of Aspergillus eucalypticola CBS 122712, 708 nucleotides long. RefSeq lists its product as uncharacterized. NCBI's taxonomy places the organism in Eukaryota, Fungi, Ascomycota, Eurotiomycetes, Eurotiales, Aspergillaceae. The record is from RefSeq and is a predicted model, not a curated record. The transcript has 4 exons. Bases 1 to 348 code for a protein of 115 amino acids.
AUGGUACAAGCAGAAGCAAAGCAUCCUGCAAACCCCUCGAAGCUGCAUAGGGCACGGGGCACAGGGCUAGGGCCGAUGCUGCUGUCACGGGAUCGAACAUUGUCUCCAAACAAGAAAUCUUCUUCCCUAUCAUCCAUGUCACCAUCGGAGUCCUGGAGCCCAUCGCAUCGCAUCCCUCCAGCGGCAUCCCAUCUGCAUUCGCUCUCACUGUUAAAGGAAGCCAGCCAGACAGCAGUAAAAAGCCAUAGGCGUCAUCCUUCCCCUGUCACCAUUCACCACCACCACUCAUUCCAUCCCGCCUUAGAAGCGGCAUCGCCUCCCCGCCCCGCUUCAACAAGAUCAGGGUAGAAAACAAAUUUACUAGACACGGAGCCAAUGAGGGUGCAGAGCCGGACAUACUUCUCAGAUUGUCGCCUGCAGGUUGGCAUGAAGAAAUGGGUCUGAACCAUCACCGCUCUUUAUACCGGCUUGCUUGCAAACGGGCUUGGCUUUCCAAUUGCCGCCUCUCCGACCAGGUCCGGAAUAAUGAGGCGAGUUUGCGUUGGAGGGUCAAAUCCAUCGUGAUCGGUGCACUACUAAAGUGAGGCGCCAAGCGCACGCAAGACCGCCGACAGUCAAGCCCCUUUAUUCGUGCGCGGUCUUGGAUAAUGAUCCAGCCACAUUGUCUGCUCCCCCUCCGUUUUGGUUGACUGCUUCCCUGGGUGUAUC